Phragmites australis (common reed) is the source of this 846-nucleotide messenger RNA. RefSeq names its product scarecrow-like protein 3. The record is from RefSeq and is a predicted model, not a curated record. The transcript has 4 exons. Gene Ontology annotation, molecular function: sequence-specific DNA binding; DNA-binding transcription factor activity. Gene Ontology annotation, biological process: regulation of DNA-templated transcription. NCBI's taxonomy places the organism in Eukaryota, Viridiplantae, Streptophyta, Magnoliopsida, Poales, Poaceae. Gene Ontology annotation, cellular component: nucleus. Bases 1 to 846 code for a protein of 281 amino acids.
AUGGCCUUGGGAGCAGGAGCAGCAGGAGGAGGCCCUAGCCGCGCGGCCGACGUUGUGGCGGGGCGCUUCGACGACGACAACCGGUGCUUCGCGCGCAUCGUGGGCCUCGCCUCCGUCGCCGACGGCCCGCUGCAGCGGCUCGCCGUGAUCAUGGCCGACGGCCUGGUGCGCCGCCUCCUCCGCCUCACCGCGGGCAUCAACAGACAACAGGGCUCUGAUCGACCCCUCCUCGUCCGGCGGCUCAACCCUGGCAGUGGCUCAAACUCAUGCGCGAACCCCUGGCAGCAGCCUCCACGGCUGUCCGGAGGGAGCCCGGAUCUCCGCAUCACCGUCGUCCACGACGACGGGACUUUCUUGGCCAACAUGUCGGCGUUGCUCCGCAAGAAAGCCGAGGCCCUAGACAUGGCGUUCUCGUUCCACGGUUUCUUAGGCCGGCUCGAGACCUUGGACUUCAGCAAUCUUCUCGACGCCCUCGGGAUAAGAUCGGGAUACGCGCGUGUCUUCAGCUGCGCGCUGCAGAUGCACCUCCUCCUCGCGGUCAUGACACGUCCAGCAGCUGGAGGCCUUGUGCCCGGGAGCGAGAAGCUUCGUCCAGUACGUCAUGGAGAUGAUCAAGAUGAACCUCCACCCCAGCCCAAAGACGCCGUUGCCCCCCUUCGCACAGGCGCCGCUGUCCCCGCAGUGGAUCAUCCCGCGCUACUGACGAGCUUCCUGUCCGCGGUGCGCGCGCUGUCGCCGAAGGUAGUGGCCGUCAUGGAGCAGGAAGCCAGCCACAAUGGGCUGGACAUCAUGGCGCGGUUCGAGGAGGCGCUCCACUACUACGCCGCGCUGUUCGAAGUCGAAUAA